AUGAUAACCUCCAUUGAUAUUAUACACGAAUUACUGACGACCAUAUAUUGCAGCAUUUUUUCGAGAAAUAGAAAGAAUAUUUUGAAAUAUGAUGUGUUACUAUAUUUGGACGAUUAUUACUAUUUCGAUAUAUUGAAAAAGGUUAGUGCAGAUAUAAAAGAGAUAGACAAAGAUUCGUUUUUAAUAGAAGAGAAACAAAAUUUUAAUGCAAUUUUUACUGAUUUCUGUAAAAGGAGGAAUUACAUUAUAAAGGAUAAAACGUAUACCAAUGAAAGUGAAAAGAGGAUAGACUUUUUGCACGAGAUACUUUCGGACCUGCUAUGUUUAUUAUUCCAGGAGGGCACUGUGAAUGCGAGUAGCAGUGGUAAUGAUGGUACAAUUGGUAGUGGUAGAAGGAAUAAUGACAAGGGCAAAAUACAGAGAGUAAUACACAAAACGUACAAUUAUGAAAUAAACGGAAACUGGAGGAAAAUAGAAAAUCAACUAGUUGAAAUAGAAAGUUUAAGUACCCAUAAAAAGAGGAGUAAUAUUACGGAUUACAUGAAUGAAAAUAAUGUGAAAGAAAUACUAAAUAUUACAAAAGAAAAUUUCAAAAAUGAUGAUAUAAUAAUUAAAGAGAACAUAAAUAAAGAUACAGAAAAGAUACUAAAAAGUUUAAUAGAAAAAUAUAAUAAUGCUUAUGAAUUAAGAUUUUAUUAUAUUUUUUUAAAUAAUUACCUUACAAUACAAACUAUGUUCAUGUCUCCUCUAAUUAAUUUUCAUUCAAAAGAGAUAAAAGGAAUAAUUAAAAAAAUUAUAGAAAUAAAAAAUACAAAAUAUUACCCCAUAACAAUAUAUGAUAUCUUAUCAUUUCAGUAUGAUCAAAUUAAAUUUUAUAAAAGCUCUCAUAAUAAUUUAAAAUCGCCAGUAAAAAAAAUUAAAAUAAUGGACAAUAUUGUGGAAAGAGGUGGUAUGCCUACAGAAUUUUCCAAAAAGAUCAUUAUGAAAGAUGUAAUUAAUGCAAAUGUAUCAUUAAAGAAUAAAUACAAUAAAUCUAGAAAACAAAAUGAUCAUAGUUUUGGAGGAAAAUAUAAGGUGCGCAAUUAUUAUGACUCCUCCAGGGGGUAG
Plasmodium malariae is the source of this 1107-nucleotide messenger RNA. Its product is annotated as conserved Plasmodium protein, unknown function. The transcript has a single exon. The record is from RefSeq and is a predicted model, not a curated record. Bases 1 to 1107 code for a protein of 368 amino acids. NCBI's taxonomy places the organism in Eukaryota, Apicomplexa, Aconoidasida, Haemosporida, Plasmodiidae.